Molecule: messenger RNA, 1107 nt
Organism: Micromonas commoda
Lineage: Eukaryota; Viridiplantae; Chlorophyta; Mamiellophyceae; Mamiellales; Mamiellaceae
Exons: 2
Source: RefSeq, a predicted model, not a curated record
GCCACGAGGCUCAGGGAUCUGUGCAAGAAGAACGGGGGCAUCUACGUCAAGGCCGGGCAGCACAUAUGCGUUCAGCCCGUGUCGCCUGCCCCCUUUCAGACGAUACUGAGGACCCUCAUGGACAGCGCGGGGGUCCGACCUUUCGAGGAGGACCGAGCCACGUUUUACGAGGACCUCGGCGUGGAUAUCGAGGAUGCCUUCGCAUCCAUCGAUCCCACCCCGGUCGCGUCCGCGUCGCUGGCGCAGGUGUACAAAGCGACGACGCACGGAGGCGAGACGGUCGCGGUCAAGAUCCAGCAGAGGCCAGUCGCGAGAUUCCUCGCCAUCGACCUCGCCACCAUCGACGCGUACUACUCCCUGCUGUCCUUUCUCAUCCCGGGCCUGAGGUUCCAGUGGCUCGCCAACGAGACCCGGCGGCACAUGGCCGAGGAGCUGGACUUUCGCGAGGAAGCUAAGAACGCGGAACGCGCCCGGGCGCUCAUGGCCAAGGACUUUGACGAUUCGACCGAGCUGCACGUCCCGCGCGUGCACGAUACGCUGAGCGGCGCGAGGGUGCUGACGCAGGAGUGGUGCGACGGCGUCCGGAUAGACGAUAAGGAGGGGCUGCGUCAGCGUGGGGUGGACCGACGUGAGCUCGCGACGUUGGUCAACAGGAUCUUCGGCCGGAUGACGUUUGUUCACGGAUUCGUGCACUGCGAUCCCCACCCGGGAAAUUUACUCGUCGACUCCAACGGCCGCGUCGUGCUCCUGGACCACGGCGUGUACCGGUCCCUGGACGACGACACCAGGCGCACGUGGUGUAAGCUGUGGCGCGGGCUCAUCGCGAACGACGACGCGGAGAUGCGCGCGGCGGUGGCGGACCUCGGGGUGGACCCCGAGUUGACCACGUUUUUCAGAAUCGUCCUCGCGCUGGUCCCCGCCAGGGUGGUGGAGGACGUCCACGGCACCAGCACGAGCGCGCUCUCCAGUUUCGGCAAACGCGAGGUGAUGCGCGACGUCCUCGGCGUCAAGGUGGAGCGCCAGACGGAACUCUUCGAGACGUUACCCCGGGACCUGCUCAUGAUACUCAAGGCGAACAACCUGCUGAGGUACGUCAACGAGCAGCUC